Messenger RNA from Thunnus maccoyii (southern bluefin tuna), 1257 nucleotides. Its product is annotated as gamma-synuclein-like. The transcript has 8 exons. Bases 61 to 798 code for a protein of 245 amino acids. Gene Ontology annotation, cellular component: neuronal cell body; axon terminus; cytoplasm. Gene Ontology annotation, biological process: synaptic vesicle endocytosis; chemical synaptic transmission; synapse organization. Lineage: Eukaryota; Metazoa; Chordata; Actinopteri; Scombriformes; Scombridae. The record is from RefSeq and is a predicted model, not a curated record. Gene Ontology annotation, molecular function: cuprous ion binding.
CGUCCAUCAGCUGCACCUCCACUCAUCAGUCCAACAAGCUCAACCCUCUGAAGACAGCAGAUGCUUGUGUGGGUUUUAUUUCUGACAACACAGCUGAUCAGAGUGAAUCUGUCUCAGUAUCCUGCAGCCAGGAGAGACGCGCCGCUGUGCAAAAAGAGGAACCAGUUUGUCAGAGAGCAGCUCAGCUGUUCCUCCUCCCUCUUUCCUCUUCUGUUCGCUCUGCUGAGUCCCACGUGGCCUCUAUAUUUCACUCUCUCUCUCCUUCACAGUCUCUCCCUUUCUGGUAAACACUCCCCGCCUCCUCCCUCUCUCCGCUGUCCUCCAGCAGGAAGAACAGAUCACCGACAGACGAGAAGAGACGACCGAGGAGGACGGAGCAGCAGCAGAAGAAGAAGAAGAAGACUGAGUAAGAAGAAAAGCAUCAUGGACGUUUUCAAGAAAGGAUUUUCCAUGGCGAAGGACGGAGUGGUGGCCGCCGCCGAGAAGACGAAGGCCGGCGUGGAGGAGGCCGCUGCCAAGACCAAGGAGGGGGUCAUCUAUGUCGGAAGCAAGACGAUGGAGGGAGUGGUGAGCGGCGUUAGCACAGUUGCCCAGAAGUCGACCGAACAAGCCGGCACCGUGGCCGACACCGCUGUCGCCGGGGCCGACGAUGUCGCCCAGGCAACGGUGGACGAGGUGGAGAAGGCGGCGGUGGCGAGCGGGUUCGUCAGCUCGGAGGAGGCGGGAUCAGUGGUUGAGGAGGCCGACCUCCAAAAAACAGAAGCCGGAGGAGAACAGACCCAACAGGCGGCACAGUAGACUUCCUGAUUCUUCCUGUCCAAUGAGCAACCAGAGCAGAAGAACUCUACAUUUUAGCUCAACUCUUGACCUCUGACCUCUGACCCUUCCAAACCCUAACAAAGAUUCUUAAUCGACUUUGUGCAAUUUAACCUCUUGUUCAUCAUCAUUAUCGUCUCUCGUUGCCAUGGUUACACUGCCUCUGCAUCACAUCAUACACACACACCGCCAUCGGUUUAACACUCAGAGAUUCAUUUAAUCUGAACUCUCAGCUGAUUGGUUGAUGUAGAGUGACAUCACCGGGGGGGGGGGUGUCCUACAAGUCACGCCCAUUUCCUGUCAAUCACAACGGUGACUCCGCCCCCCUUCAGAGAGACACUUGACGCCUUUUGAAUGCAUGUUGCUUUACUGACACACUUAAAACGCUAAAACACACACACACACACACACACACACACCUGUAAACACACACACACACAC